Molecule: messenger RNA, 6243 nt
Organism: Oncorhynchus gorbuscha (pink salmon)
Lineage: Eukaryota; Metazoa; Chordata; Actinopteri; Salmoniformes; Salmonidae
Product: potassium channel subfamily K member 9-like
Biological process (GO): stabilization of membrane potential; potassium ion transmembrane transport
Cellular component (GO): membrane
Molecular function (GO): potassium ion leak channel activity
Source: RefSeq, a predicted model, not a curated record
CACACAGUCAAUUAAUUAUGUGCGAAUGUGGGGGGGAUGGUUCGUUGUUAAAAAUAGCCUGCCACUUGAGGAUGAGGCGCCGAAAUGAACUGGUUGCUGCUUAUUGAAACUUACUGGGAGCAGAUGCGAAAAGAUGCUUCACCCUCAUCUAACCUCUCGUGGAUCGGUUCACUUCUCUUUAAAUCUUCCAGGAAUGCAUGAUACACAACCUGAAAAUACUGCAUCAGACAUUUACAGAUUCACAACGAAAAUAAUCGAACAUUAAUUUGCCAUAUGUGUUUAAUUGAAUUCGUUAUAAAAACGUUGACUUCGAUAAGAAGACAACAGAGGAAUCUAGCAACUGCUUGUUGAUGGCACUACGCGCCGGGAGGACUUGGUUUGGGCAGGUAUUGCGCAGAGUUUCUAGGCUGCAGGGCUCGUGGUCCCGGAGAUCGAGCAGUCUCCUGUGUCUCUCUGCGAACCCGGAGCAGGAUCUGGGGACCUGUUACAGGGAUCACACUCUUAGCAAUCUCCACUACUGCUCCUCCGUCCAGCGCACCCACCGUCACCAACACGCGCCAGUCUGUCCCUCCUCUUCCAGCCGCUGCCAACGCUUUCCCGAUUGCUGCGCAGCCUUCCCGGGGGAUACGAGGGGACAUGAGCCCCUCACUCGCCGGAUCCUGGUGGUCAUGAAGCGGCAGAACGUGCGGACCUUGUCCCUGAUCAUCUGCACGUUCACGUACCUGCUGGUCGGGGCCGCGGUGUUCGAUGCCCUGGAGUCAGAUUUCGAGAUGCGGGAGAAAGAACAGCUGGAGGCAGAGGAGAAGCGUCUCCAAGGGAAAUAUAACAUUAGCGAGGACGACUACCGCAAACUGGAGACCAUCAUUAUGGAGGCCGAGCCCCACAGGGCUGGGGUUCAGUGGAAAUUUGCUGGAUCUUUUUACUUUGCCAUCACAGUCAUCACCACCAUAGGUUAUGGCCAUGCAGCUCCCGGCACAGACGCGGGGAAGGCCUUCUGCAUGUUCUAUGCCGUCUUGGGGAUACCCCUGACCCUGGUCAUGUUCCAGAGCCUGGGCGAGAGGAUGAACACCUUCGUCAAGUCCCUCCUGAAGCGCAUCAAGAAGUGCUGUGGCAUGCGCAUCACCGACGUUUCCAUGGAGAACAUGGUGACGGUGGGGUUCUUCUCCUGCAUCGGGACGCUGUGCAUCGGGGCAGCCGCCUUCUCCCACUACGAGGACUGGAGCUUUUUCCAGAGCUACUACUACUGCUUCAUCACACUGACUACCAUCGGCUUCGGGGACUUUGUGGCUCUGCAGAAGAACCGGGCCCUGCCGAGGCCCCUGUACGUGGCCUUCAGCUUUAUGUACAUCCUGGUGGGCCUGACUGUCAUAGGAGCCUUCCUCAACCUGGUGGUGCUGAGGUUCCUGACCAUGAACAGUGAAGACGAGAGGCGGGAUGCCGAGGAGAGGGCCUCGCUGGCGGGGAACAGAAACAGUAUGAUCAUCCAUAUCCAGGAGGAGACUCUGGGGAGAGGAGGAGGUGCCAGGAGGAGGCGCAGGGAAACGCAGGGCCAGUACUGCGCCGAGGUCACCGACCUGCCUUCUGUAUGCUCCUGCAUGAACUACCACUCACAUGAGUUUGGUAGCUGUGGGGGAGGGAUGGGAGGAGGGAUAGGGGGCGGAGGGAUGGGCUGUGCCUUCUCCCACCAGAACUCCUUUAGUUCCCAGUUGAACCCCCACCAGUACUUUCACUCGGUGUCGUACCGCAUCGAGGAGAUCUCUCCCAGCACCCUAAAGAACAGCUUCUUCCCCUCGCCCAUUAGCUCAGUCUCCCCAGGCCUCCACAGCUUCACAGACAAUCACCGACUCAUGAAGAGAAGGAAAUCUAUCUGAGCCAAGUGCAACAUAAUGUUUUGAACUACAUGUUGCAUUUCAAUGUUCUAGCCUAAAUGGUAAAACGUUGAAUUGGAACAGAUCAUUAGACUGGGUUGGCUCAUCUACACAGACAACUCCUAGCUUUCCUUUUUUAUAUACAAGUACAAUGCAUCUUCAAUGCUGCUCCAAACCAAAUCUCAUUUUAGCACUUUUGUUUUGUUUCUUUUGGUUGGUCUAAGGAUAUAAUAUAUUGAAGCGAUUCACAGGGAUUGAUUGAAGAGGAAGGAGCGUUGGAAAGAAAUGGCAAACUUGUUGGACAUGAAUUAUUACAUUCAUUUCUUGUGAGAGAUUCAAAGCAUGAAGCAUGGAUACUUAUUGUCCCAUCAGAGAAAUACUAACCAGAACCAACAGAUCUUGUUAUACAUUCUCUUAUUGCCGGCUCACAAAGAUGAUAUAGCACCUUGGUAACAAUGUACCAAAUGAUGCACACUUAGCAUUAUAAGGAGGAUAUGUAUUUUUAUUAUGUGAGCAUGCCUGUUUCACCUUAACUUAAAAUGAUUGCAGUUAAGUGCUUUUUCUCCAUUGCAUCAUUGCAGACAGAGAUGAUACAAUUAUGAAAUGACAUCAGGUAUUAUUUUCUAUAAGCAAUUCUAGGGAAAAAAUGUAAAUGAUUUGUUCACAGAACAUCAUGCCAACAUAUCGUUGCCAAUCUUAGCAUGUGCAUUAGAUGUCAUCAAAUGAGUGUGCCAUAAUUAUUUUAUUUCUUUUGUUAUUUUUUUUAAACAGCAGAUUUGUGUUAUUAUGUAUGGUUUGUGUCUGUAGAUGUUUUCUUUCUGGAUUUCAGAUUUUUUUUAAAUAUAAUUCAAGAAAAUGUCAGUGUAAAAUAUGAGGAUGUGAAAAGGAAUAAGGACGGAUUUGAAGGCUUUCCAGUUCGAAAAAGUUGCUAUGUGCAUGUACUUUGUGAAACUGGUAUGCAUAUAGAUGAAUGGGGAAAAAUAAUAGCCUUGCAAUCGAAAUGAAUUUUGAUAGCAAAUAAUCAUAAUAAUUAUUUAAAAUAUACUUUAUUUAUUUAGCCACUUAAAAGUAAUGAUGUAUAGUGUAGGCUGAACAGUUUAUUCGCUUUUCCAUUAAUUUUUUCAUUCAGAAAAAUGGUACAAUAACCUUUGGUCUCAGGUUUUGAAUGGAUAGCCUCUUCAGGUUCUGCUCCCCGAAUCAAAUCACAGAAUAAAUCCCAUAAAUGCGAAUGCACCUGCCAAACAAAACAAUACAUAUUAAUUAAUUUAAAAAAAAUAGUACUCAUUUUCCAGGAAAAGGAUAUUGAGAUGCAUCAUCUUACUAAGGGAAACUUCCUGUACUAUAGAGAAGCGUGGGUUCAGUGUGCACGCACACACGCACGCACGCGCACGCACGCACGCACGCACGCACGCACGCACGCACGCACGCACGCACACACACACACACACACACACACACACACACACACACACACACACACACACACACACACACACACACACACACACACACACACACACACACACACACACACACACACACACACACACACACUGUAUCAAGCCAUAGAGGAGCAGGCCAUGGAACCACUGCUAUUCUGUAAGGAUAUUAAUGUUGAUGACAGGUGUAAUCCAAACUUCAACUGUGCCACUGAGAAUAUAUACACGCCUAUAGCCUACGAACACAAUGACAGGCAUUUGAGAUGUAUACAGUGAUGUUAUCACUGGCUGUCAUUUAAAUUCAAUGACAGCCAAAUGGCAAUCAAUGGGUGAAAAAGGACCAGAUGGAUUUCUGAAGGAGCAAUGCAAUACUGGGCAUUGAUUCAUUUAGAACAACAUGUGCCAUUUAAGUCACCCACAUUGAUAAGUGAUAAAUGCCAUGGAUACCUGCCAUGGAUACCAUUAGAUUUCCAUUGACCCAGGUUUAUUAGUAAUCAAAAGCAAUGUUGAAAAACUAAUAUUUGUGACCGUGUAAUGGAAACGGCAAAUAUUGGAGAAAUUGUCUAAAGAUCGACAAAAAUUGUAUCCAUUCUACAGGGGUGGAUUUUUAUUUUGUCUAAACUUUCUUCAUUGUGACAAAUGAUGACGGAAAUGGUGAUUUACGAAUAAAUGAUAACUGCCAAAUCAUUUUGUCAUCACGUAGGUUAACUAUAAAGCUUUACUACACAUUUCAUUCUAAAUGCAAACUGCUUGCAAAAUGUAUUUUUUCAACUAUAAAAAAAUGGUUUCUCUUCAGGAAAAGGACUGUCCUGACUUUCAAGAAUGCCUGAAUUGCUUCGCCUUGCUUUUCUGGCAAGUUUCACCGUCCAAUUAUAUCAGAUCUACAGUAGUUUCACCAUGGCAAGGACCUUGGUCGAUAUGUUGGCACAUGAGAAUUAUUACAAUAUGGCAAGUAUUAGUCAAUUACUGCAUUCUAUCCAUGCUGGCUUUCGCAGGCUACCUGAGACAUGAAAGAGAUUGGUGGGAGGGAAUACAGGCUGUCGUCAAUGUAUUAACAAGCAAAUUGAUUAAAAGGGUAAUGGAAACAAUUCAACCACUACAUUUUUAUUCGACACUAGGGUUAUGCGAAAAAAGUUGUUUUUGUUUGUUUGUUGAUGUGACGUCAUUACGUCCUUCUGUUUUUAUCGAAUAGAUAGUUCAAUGAAAACGCACCCGAGCAGACAACUGUCGCACAAACGGUAUUUUCUAUGCGAACUUUCUAAAUAUCGACAAAAUAAUCCCUGGACAGGUUAAUGGAAACAUAGCUUGUGUCUGUCUUGAAUGAGAAUAAAGAAAACUAUUGUAACAUUAACAUCCAAGGUUCUAGAAUGUUCAGAUGACCCCAGGAAUACACAUGUAAAUAUACAGUACUUUAUUUCAUAUAUUGUACGUUCUCAUCCUUUGGAAUAAAACGGCCUUUCCACAGCUCCGAUGCGUUACUAUUUGUACACAUUUUAGAAUAUGUGCCUUUAAGAAACGCUAUUUCAAUGUUUCUAUACCUGUAGGCAUAUUUUACAUCUGAGAAAUAAAUCCAACCUUUUUCCUUAUAAAAUAUGUAUCCAUCUCUAAGGAUUCAUGUAGCUUCAUACAAAUAACCAAAGCAAAAAUUGUUUCGUUUUUUUCGGCAAACCACACAGACACAAUCCAGCUGAUUUACAACGUCAAAAUUAUUUAUUUUGGCAGAACUGCCGUAGGUUUGUCCAAUUAUUGAGGAACAUUAUUUGGAAUAGCUGGAAAAUUCAUUAUUUUACAUUUUUGCGAAGAUACCACAUUAGUCUUUUCUUGGUGUAGCUGGUGGACAUGCACAUGGAUAUUAAGGGUUGAGAGUCCAUGUUAAAGCCAUUUUUAGCAAUUAUGAGUCAGUAUUGCAUAUAUUCAAUACAUCUCUAUAAUUGUAUUUGUAUAAAGUGCAUACCAGCAUUUGAAUGACUGAUCAUGCCAUAGUGAGGUGAUGCCAACAUGGUAAUGAUGUACAAUGAUUUACCAGAGAGUAAAACAAUCAAUGUUACUGCCAUGAAAUGUGCCAUAUUAACAUGCAUGGAUUAAUGCUGAGUGAGUCAACAAAUGUUUGUUAAGAACGAUAUCAAAUACAUUGUACGAAACGAAUUGAUUGUUGGUGCCAGCCUUUAUAUUAGUUGUUGAGUUAUCCCCGCUCUUUUGAAAUGAUAUGUUUACCUCCAAGCUGUGCAGCCAAACACUUAAAUAGUACCUGUAUGACUUGGCUGGUCUGGAUUGAGAUGGUUAUUGGUCGAUCGUUCUGGAUUCUGUAUAUCCUCCUGAUGCCUGGGGUUUAAUGUGUCCGAUAUCUCCAUGUGCUGGCCAGAUCUCUAUCUGUCCAGAUGUCCACAGUGCCAAGUUCUCCUAUCACUGGGACAAAGACACACAUAUUGCACAACUAACUAACUAUCUGUGUCAUAAUAAACUCUAGAAGGCUGUUGGGUUAUUUGUAUGAUUCCAUGUCACUUUUUCUUAAUAUCUCUAAUUUAUUUUAAUUUAAAAAAAGAUCCUUCCUUUGCAAUAUAAUAUAAUUAUGUUUUUUAGGUCUGACGAACAAAUGCCAUGUACCAUGUACCAUGUUUAUUUGAAAAUGAUGAAAAUGUUAAAUACAUACCAUCUCCAAAGGACAAUGUUAUAUCAAUUUGGUUCAACAAAUGACCAAAUUGACCCAAUUAACAUUUUUGUUUCACAGUUUUGUUAAACUAUUUUCACUCCUGAUGUCAAUACAUGCAGCGAUAUGGGCUUUCUCUUUUCAAUAAAUGGGAAAGAGCAACUUGUUGAGAGAGUAAACAACCAUUUAUGUUCAUGUUUUCAUUUUUGUGUGUGCAUGAUUUGGUGUGGUGACUUCCUGGUCAGGUGACCUGGGUGAAGCAAUGACACCACUUGAAUAAAAACGAUGA